ACUUAAUACUAAAUGAGAAGAAAAGAAACAUACAUUGACUUGUCAUAUGAGUAUAUAAAAGGCUGUAGUUUCCCGCCAGCACAGUUUGUACGCAGUGUGUGAGAGAGAGAGUGAAGAAGAUGUUGUGGGUAGACAAGUAUCGUCCCAAAACCCUAGACCAUGUUAUGGUUCACAGUGAUACCGCUCAAAAUCUCAAGAAAUUGGUUUCGGAACAUGAUUGUCCCCAUUUGCUGUUCUAUGGUCCAUCAGGUUCUGGCAAGAAAACCCUAAUCAUGGCUCUUCUCCGUCAAAUGUUUGGACCCGGUGCCGAAAAGGUGAAGGUGGAAAAUAGGGCAUGGAAAGUGGAUGCCGGGAGUAGAUCUAUUGAUUUAGAGCUGACAACAUUAUCAAGUGCCAAUCAUAUCGAAAUGACUCCGAGCGAUGCAGGCUUUCAGGAUAGAUACAUUGUGCAGGAAAUAAUCAAAGAAAUGGCUAAAAAUAGACCAAUUGAUACUAAAGGAAAGAAAGGAUUUAAAGUGCUUGUCCUUAAUGACGUGGACAAACUCUCUAGAGAAGCCCAGCAUUCUCUCCGCAGAACAAUGGAGAAAUAUAGCGCUUAUUGCAGAUUGAUUUUAUGUUGCAAUAGUUCUUCAAGAGUCACAGAAGCCAUCCGCUCCCGUUGUCUUAAUGUGCGAGUAAAUGCACCAAGUGAAGAACAGAUUGUUGACGUUUUACAGUUCAUUGGUAAAAAAGAAGGGCUGCAACUUCCUUCUAGUUUUGCCGCUCGCAUAGCAGAGAAAUCUAAUCGGAACUUGAGGAGGGCCAUAUUAUCAUUUGAGACUUGCCGCGUCCAACAGUAUCCUUUCACUGACAAACAAACAAUUUCCCCAAUGGACUGGGAGGAAUAUGUUUCAGAAAUUGCAUCUGACAUAAUGAAGGAACAGAGCCCAAAAAGGUUGUUUCAAGUUCGAGGAAAACUGUACGAGCUUCUAAUCAAUUGCAUUCCUCCCGAAAUCAUUUUGAAGAGGCUACUUUAUGAGCUAUUGAGAAAACUCGAUGCAGAACUUAAGCAUGAAGUCUGCCAUUGGGCAGCAUAUUAUGAACAUAGGAUGCGCCUUGGACAGAAGGCCAUUUUUCACAUCGAAGCAUUUGUGGCCAAGUUCAUGAGCGUCUAUAAAUCCUUCCUCAUUGCAACAUUCGGCUGAAGGAUGAUCAUUUGUGGCCAAGUUCAUGAGUGUAUAAAUCCUUCCUCAUCGCAACAUUUGGUUGAAGGAUGAUGAUUUUAUUUUCUAUGCUGUAUUUUGAUUGUACUAAUCGCUAGAUAUUUCUUUUGCUACUCUCUAACUAAGCUUUGUGCACUUCAUUAAAAUAGUUUCAUCGUGUAUUGAUGUAUUUCCAUAUACUAUAAUACUUUUUUUAGAAUAUAAAUUGGUUAAUUAUUUUGUAAUGGUAUGCAAAAGUUUUGAAUUGAUGCUGCC
Molecule: messenger RNA, 1457 nt
Organism: Lathyrus oleraceus (garden pea)
Lineage: Eukaryota; Viridiplantae; Streptophyta; Magnoliopsida; Fabales; Fabaceae
Product: replication factor C subunit 3
Exons: 11
Coding region: 120-1184 (354 amino acids)
Biological process (GO): DNA-templated DNA replication; DNA repair
Cellular component (GO): nucleus; DNA replication factor C complex
Molecular function (GO): DNA binding; ATP hydrolysis activity; DNA clamp loader activity
Source: RefSeq, a predicted model, not a curated record